Spirodela intermedia is the source of this 2341-nucleotide messenger RNA. NCBI's taxonomy places the organism in Eukaryota, Viridiplantae, Streptophyta, Magnoliopsida, Alismatales, Araceae. The record is from the annotation of a GenBank genome assembly.
AUGGCGACGGAGUCGGAGGGGGAGGAGGACGUGGGGAGGCUGACGGGGAACCAGUACCUGGUGGUGGACGGCGACCUGCGGGAGAUGACGAAGAAGGCCGCCUGGAGCGUCAGCUCCUGCAAGCCCGGCAACGGCGUCCUCCCCCUCCGCGACGACAACCUCGAAACCUACUGGCAGUUCUGUAUCCCCCCCCCCCCUUUACUCCCCUUCUUCCACUUUGUCUUGAUUCAUAUGAUAUAUCGAUUUGUUCUUCAUCUUGAUCCCCUUAUGAAGUUCUCUCUCUGUCCACUCGUCGCCGACGUGGCCCAUCUUCCUUUUUCAUUCUGAAGAUCUUAGAUUGUCGAUGUCCUUGUUCAGGUCUGAUGGCGCCCAACCCCAUUUGGUAAAUAUACAGUUUCAGAAAAAGGUCAAGCUGCAGGUAUGUAUUCGCGCUACCUCUUCCGCUUCCCGCCGCCCUCGUCAUCCAUGUGAUCCUUGCUUCUAAACUGUCGGUAUUUGUUCCUACACUCUAUCCAGCUUCUGGUACUUUACGUGGAUUUCAAGCUCGAUGAGAGUUACACUCCGAGCAAGAUUUCCAUUCGUGCUGGGGAUGGUUUCCAUAACCUGAAGGUGGUGAUUCCUUAUUUUGCCAACGAUGUUGUGUUUUGAUAUUCAGUUUCUCCUAAACGGAGAACAACCAUAGACUCCACGGAAACGAAUUUUCUCAUCAGAUCACUCUCUGCCUCCGAACCUUUAAUGUCAAAAAGUAGUUCACUUUACUUGGUUGAUUUUGCUUGCUGAAAUCUGCACAUUCAGUUCAACCUCCUUUUAAGUAUUGCAAUCUUUGAUUGGCAGGAGGUAAAAACAGUGAAGUUAGUGAAGCCUGUUGGUUGGGUCUACAUAUCCUUAUCCGGAACAGAUCCCCGGUUUGUCCUCUUAAUCCCUGCUAUUCUUUGUGCCCUCUGUAAUUUCACCUGAUCGCAUCAUUAUCUAGUUAAAAAUAUUCGUACAGUUCGGAGUAACCCGUCGUGAUCACCAUUGUUUAUUCGCUUGCAUGGGUAUCAAUUCGUCCGGACAGAAACCUAAACUCGAGGGCACCCAUUGAUAGUAAUGGGCUCAAUAACAUAUUGUUUCACUCAGUCGUCAUAGCCUGAUGAUAUUGAUCGAAUUUUAUUUGGAAGCGAUUCAUAUUUGAGUUACUUUCUUUUUGGUUUGAGGUCAAUCAUGAUGGAAGGACUUUUAGUUACAGAGAAUGCCCAAAUAAAUACUUCUGGCAUCAGCUAAGUACUCGCUUAGAGGAUUUUUCAACAAAGAUGAAGUGACAAACUCUCCUGGACAGUGCUCGGGACCCUUCAUUCAUUGGAUCAAUCAUAGUUCUUCUUGGGAGCUCGAGAUGAUCUUUUGCCUCUCUUAUCUCGCAGCAUUUUUUCCCGUGGGAUUUAAUUUUGGAGUGGAAGAUGAGCUUCCAUGGUUUCAGUUUUAUUCAAUGGGAGAGGAGAGGGCUCCCUCUCACACGCGGCAUCCUCAAAACCUCCCAAUACCCUGCGCACAGGAGACCCAUUCCCAAUGCCCCAUAGUGGAAAAGAGAACCAGUGCCAUGAAAAUCACUUAUCCAAAGCGCUUUGUUUUUAAAGGGUUGGCCAUUGGGUGAUCCUGACCUUUGGCCAGGAUUUCCUUCUCAAGGAAUUUGUUCAUCCAUCGCUUAAUGAUUGUGACGCUUGUUUGCCGAGUCGCCGGGUGUUGGGUUCGUUUACCUUUGCGCUUUUAGUAGAUAACCCUCUUAAGCCCAAGUGGUACGAGGGAGAAACCUUCCGUUCUCAGCCACAGAGCUUAUUGCCGCCGAGUUUUCGUAGCAUUUCAGACUAACGGGUACGUGAAUUUUUCGGUGAUGACGAUGAUAAUGAGGAUAUUGCAGGGACCUAGGCUGUUUCUUAAGCUUUAAAGUGGCCAUUGGGGUUUAUUUUGCUCGUACAUGAUCGGGCCCAAAUGGGUUUUAGUUUUAUUCUGGCAUUGUGGGAUGAUCUUCAGGAGAAGAACCAGGUGGCCCGACGACUGACGGGUGGUCUUCCUCUUGUUCUUCCUACUUGUAGCGAAGCGUUCAUCCACACGUUCAUGCUGCAGCUGGCGGUCCUCUCCAACCACCUCAACGGGAGGGACACUCACAUACGGCAGAUCAAAGCCUACGGGCCCCGCCCGUUAGUCCCCUCACCUGUUUCUCCCCCCUCCCUCGUCGGCUCUUCCCUCCGCCCCAAGCUCAGGAAGACCCUUGAUUUCCCUGUUCUGUUUUCGCAGGAACCCCAUCCCCAAUCAACCGUUUCACUUCACUUCGACGGAGUUCCUCACCUACGCGGCUCUCAGAUGA